AUUUAUCACACAAGGAUUGCGAUUCCUGCCUAAGGCAAUCCGUGAGUAACCAUGAAAGCUGUUGCCAUGGGAAGCAGGGAGGUUAUGUUCAGAAGCCUAACUGUUGGUUCAGAUGGGAUUUGUAUCCCUUCUAUAUAUCCAAUGCUUCUACUACAGCUCCAUCCUUAUCUCCACCACUUCCAGUGAACUCUGCCAGCAAAAACGGAGACGGAGGCCAUUCAUCCCAUACCCUACUCAUUAUAAUCGUUCCAAUUAUCAUCUUCGUGGUAGUAAUUGUCAUACUUGCAGCUGUUAUUCUCCUUAAAAGGAACAAGAAAAGAAAACAGGAUGAUCAAAUUAACAAGAAUCAUACGGAACCGUUUCAAUUUGACUUUAAUGCAGUAAGACUUGUAACAGAAAACUUCUCGGAUGCAAACAUGCUCGGACAAGGUGGAUUUGGUUCUGUUUAUAAGGGUCAGCUUGAAGAUGGAAGAAAAGUAGCUAUAAAGAGGCUGUCUGAAAAUUCCGGACAAGGAGAACAAGAAUUCAAGAAUGAAGUGAUGUUAUUGGCAAAGCUUCAACACAGGAAUUUGGUUCGGCUUCUUGGUUUUAGCUUUGAACAAAAGGAAAGGGUUCUUAUCUAUGAGUUUCUGCCUAAUUCAAGUCUUGACAGCUUUAUAAUCGAUUCAGUAAAGUGUUUACAACUUAAUUGGGAGAAGAGGUACAAAAUUAUAAAGGGAAUGGCGAAAUUAUUUGCGCUUGAGCAAAGUCAAGCGGAUACAAGCAAAAUCGUUGGGACCUAUGGAAACAUGGCUCCAGAGUAUGCAUUGCGUGGACAAUAUUCAGUUAAAUCUGAUGUUUAUGGCUUCAGAGUGUUGGUUUUGGAAAUCAUUAGUGGUCAAAAAAUCAAUAGCUUCACCAACCGAGAAGUGGGAGACUCUCUGCUAACCCAUCAUGGAGAAACUGGAAUGAAGGGACUGCUUUGGAAGUUGUAGAUCCAAUUCUGAGGGAUGGCUCGAGAAGUGAAAUAACGAGAUGUAUCCAGCUUGGGUUGCUUUGUGUUCAAGAAGAUACUGCUUAUAGACCAACCAUGGCCUCUGCGGUUCUCAUGCUUAGUAGCUAUUCCAUCUCUCUUCCAAUGCCAUCGGCACCUCCAUUGUCUAUGCAUUCCAUCAGGGAGAGAGAAACGAAGUCGAAGUCAUCAUCCUUCUCUAAUCAAUCUAAAAGAGAAACCGUCCAAGUCUCUGUCAAUUAGGCUUUGGUUUCUGAACUAGAUCGUCAUUGAAGUUUGAAGAUGGUACUUUGUACUUCCAUAACAUAUUUUCUCUUACAUGGUAAUCAUAAGUAGAUCCAAUUCUGAGGGAUGGCUCGAGAAGUGAAAUAACGAGAUGUAUCCAGCUUGGGUUGCUUUGUGUUCAAGAAGAUACUGCUUAUAGACCAACCAUGGCCUCUGCGGUUCUCAUGCUUAGUAGCUAUUCCAUCUCUCUUCCAAUGCCAUCGGCACCUCCAUUGUCUAUGCAUUCCAUCAGGGAGAGAGAAACGAAGUCGAAGUCAUCAUCCUUCUCUAAUCAAUCUAAAAGAGAAACCGUCCAAGUCUCUGUCAAUUAGGCUUUGGUUUCUGAACUAGAUCGUCAUUGAAGUUUGAAGAUGGUACUUUGUACUUCCAUAACAUAUUUUCUCUUACAUGGU
Molecule: messenger RNA, 1668 nt
Organism: Gossypium raimondii (Peruvian cotton)
Lineage: Eukaryota; Viridiplantae; Streptophyta; Magnoliopsida; Malvales; Malvaceae
Product: cysteine-rich receptor-like protein kinase 34
Exons: 7
Biological process (GO): protein phosphorylation
Molecular function (GO): protein kinase activity; ATP binding
Source: RefSeq, a predicted model, not a curated record